GAAUCGUUUUUAGUAACACGUCCAACAAUUCUUCAAAAAAUAUACAAAAUAGUAUACAAAAUAAUUACCUAAAAAUGCAUUAGAUAGCAAUUCUAGAUAAACAGUCAUAUUUGUUUUAAAUUUUAACCCUAAAUCUCUAAUGUUCACCCGGUUGCAGUUUAAGAAUUACAACGCAAUAAUACUAAAAUCAUAGAAUUAGUAAAAAUCGUUAAAAAUUGUAUGUUAUUUCAAUGGUCAGAUUUCAUGUUCAGUAUGUCUUUAAAUUUCGGCAAAACCGUUAAACCGGAAAACUUAAUAAUAACAUAUGUUAUAUAUAUUAAAUUAGCUAAUACAAAAUAGUGAUUGAUAUGUGGACAAAUGUACUACUCGUCUUAUUUUUGAAUUGUAAUUAGUGAAACUAUAACGUGGUGAAAGUGCUUGUUAGUUAAUUACUGAUGUGCGACCCCUUCCCAAAGCAUGUGAAAAAUGGCGUCUUUAGAAUGCUAGAUUGGUCGCAAAAAAAGAGUGAACUUUAAGAGAUGAUUGAUCCAUCAUCUUCGGAGGAAGACAGUGAGGAAGAACACGCACCUUCCUCUACAGGACCCCAACAUGGUGGCCUUCCGCAACAUGGAGGUGUUCUUCAAUCCAAACGGACAGAAACAUCUCCGUACCAUUACCAUACUCCUGUAUCUGAGUCAAGCGGAAAUUUGGAAGUACCCAACAGUAAUCUGUCACGUUGCUUAUCGCCAUCCAGUGCUGUUUCUGCUGAAACAUUAAGUCAGAGUGUAGGAUCAUCGAGAGCUAAUUCUUUACCACGACCCACUAGCCCUUCGCCUUCUGUAGCUUCGGAAAAAACUGAGGUCGACCUUCAAGAAAAGCAAGAACGGGAGGAAGAAGAGCGAAAAAGACGUAUCCAGCUGUAUGUUUUCAUUUCCCGAUGUAUUGCUUAUCCAUUCAACGCGAAACAACCUACCGAUAUGACCAGAAGACAAAUGAAAAUAACUAAACACCAAUUAGAAACUAUAACAGCUAGAUUUCAGAGUUUUCUUAAAGGAGAAACCCAAAUAAUGGCGGAUGAAGCAUUUCAGAAUGCUGUCCAAAGUUAUUAUGAUGUAUUUUUAAAAUCGGACAGAGUUGUUAAAAUGGUACAGUCUGGCGCCUGUUCACAGUAUGAUUUCAGAGAAGUAUUUAGGAAUAACAUCGAAAAACGUGUCAGAUCUCUGCCUGAGAUGGAAGGUCUAAGUAAGGAAACCGUAUUCACAUCAUGGAUGGCUAAAUUCGAUUGCAUUUUGAAAGGUUUAGGAGACGAGGAUUCCAAAAGGCCGUCAAGAAUGCAACAACAAUCUUUAAAUUCUGAAUUAAUAUUGUCGAAGGAACAAUUGUACGAUAUGUUUCAGCAGAUACUGGGUGUAAAGAAAUUUGAACAUCAACUGUUGUUUAACGCACUUAUGUUGGAUUCGGCGGAUGAACAGGCUGCAGCAAUUCGUAGGGAAUUAGAUGGAAGAAUGCAAAAAGUUUCUGAAAUGGAAAAGAAUCGGAAGUUAAUGCCGAAAUUUGUAUUGAAAGAAAUGGAAUCAUUGUACAUAGAGGAAUUAAAAUCAUCGAUAAAUCUUUUAAUGGCUAAUUUGGAAUCUUUACCUGUCUCGAAAGGUUCGAUGGACUCAAAAUAUGGCUUACAAAAACUAAAACGCUAUAACCACAGGUUGCAAAACCAUAACAAAACGUGUACAAUGAGACACUAUUUGAUGUCAUAUGUUCCUUAUUUUAGAUCGCAAGGAUCUUUAGCAAAAUUAGAAGGAGAUUCAGCAGACAGCGACACCCAAUUAACCAAGCUCGAUGUAGUCCUUACCUUCCAACUAGAGGUGGUGGUAAUGGAAGUAAAAGGGCUUAAGUCAUUAGCACCAAAUCGUAUAGUUUAUUGUACAAUGGAGGUGGAAGGGGGUGAAAAACUUCAAACGGAUCAAGCAGAAGCAUCGAAACCCAUGUGGGACACACAAGGAGAUUUUUGUACGACUCAUCCUCUUCCAUCAGUUAAAGUAAAAUUAUACACCGAAAAUCCAGGUAUGCUCGCUCUCGAGGAUAAAGAGUUAGGAAAAGUGUCGUUGAAGCCCACUCCCCUUUCGUCCAAGGCACCAGAAUGGCACAAGAUGCAAGUUCCAAAAAAUCUCCCCGAUCAAGAUUUGAGAAUUAAAAUUGCAUGUCGUAUGGAUAAACCGCUCAACAUGAAACACUGUGGGUAUUUAUAUGCUUUGGGGAAGUCGGUAUGGAAAAAGUGGAAGAAGAGAUAUUACGUUUUGGUUCAGGUGUCUCAAUACACUUUCGCCAUGUGCAGUUACAAGGAAAAGAAGUCGGAACCAUCCGAGAUGAUGCAACUUGAUGGAUAUACCGUCGACUACAUUGAAGCUUCCAGUGCAACUUUGAUGGUUGGAGCUGGUAAGCAUCUGGAAGGCGGUCGUUACUUUUUUAAUGCUGUUAAAGAAGGCGACAGCAUUCUUUAUGCGAGCGAUGAUGAGAACGAAUGUCAUCUUUGGGUAAUGGCUAUGUAUAGGGCUACUGGACAGUCACACAAACCAACACCCCCUGUGACUCUUCAGGACAAAAACUCGACAAUAUCAAAAAUUCAGGGUGAUGCUGAUCGCGCAAGAAAGCAUGGAAUGGAAGACUUCAUAUCAGCAGACCCCUGUCAGUUUGAUCACGCAAUUUUAUUCAAAACUCUUCAAAAUCUUACCCUGGAAUAUCGUCUAAGUGAUCCGUAUUGCUCAUUGGGUUGGUUUAGUCCUGGACAAGUGUUCGUGUUGGACGAGUAUUGUGCUAGGUAUGGCGUGAGGGGUUGUUAUCGCCACUUAUGUUAUUUAUCAGAUUUGCUGGACCGUGCUGAAAAGAAUAUAAUGAUAGAUCCAACAUUAAUACACUACAGUUUUGCAUUUUGUGCUAGUCACGUCCAUGGUAAUAGCAAUGAAAUUAGGCCCGAUGGAGUCGGAAGUGUUACUACUGAAGAGAAAGAUAAGUUUCAGGACGUUAAAGAAAGACUGCGAGUAUUGUUGGAACACCAAAUAACUAAUUUCAGGUAUUGCUUCCCAUUUGGAAGACCUGAAGGAGCUCUCAAAGCCACUCUCUCUUUGCUGGAGAGGGUGCUUAUGAAAGAUAUCGUCACCCCAGUGCCUCCAGAAGAUGUUCGGUGUAUGAUAAAAAAAUGUUUAGAAACUGCGGCUUUAGUUAAUUAUACUAAGUUGUCAUCGGAAGCAAAAAUAGAAGAGGACUUACGAGGAGAAACAAUUGUACCACCAAACAAAAAAUUGGAUGACCUAAUUCAUUUAGCGGAACUUUGCGUUGAUCUUUUGCAACAAAACGAAGAACACUACGCUGAGCAGCUGCGCACUGCCGAGCAGCGACCGUCGCCGUCGCAGGCGAGUCAAGUUAGUGCGAGCGUGGAUACAAACGCAUGCGCAAAGGCUACUGCGACUAGUGCGACAGGGGGCGCGGCCUCUGCGGCACGUGACGCCAGCAGCAAGCAACAAAGCUCUGCCUCUGUGUUCCGCUAUUGCAUGCCCUCGCAUGCCACAUACACCCCACCAGAUCCUAUGGCUUUUGCCUGGUUUAGUGACCUAUUAGUAGAACACGCUGAAAUAUUUUGGUCUCUUUUUGCCGUCGAUAUGGAUAGAGUUUUAGCUGAGCAGCCACCGGAUACUUGGGAUUCUUUUCCUCUAUUUCAAAUUCUUAAUGAUUAUUUAAGAACCGAUGAUAAUCUAAAAAAUGGUCGCUUUCAUCAACACCUGCGAGAUACUUUUGCGCCAUUGGUUGUACGUUAUGUUGAUCUAAUGGAAUCGUCGAUUGCUCAAUCGAUUCAUAAAGGUUUUGAAAAGGAACGAUGGGAAAUUAAAGGCAAUGGAUGUGCUACUUCUGAAGAUCUGUUCUGGAAGUUAGAUGCGCUACAAUCUUUCAUAAGGGAUUUGCAUUGGCCAGAUGCUGAAUUCAGGCAACACUUGGAGCAACGUUUGAAAUUAAUGGCAUGUGAUAUGAUUGAAUCAUGCAUUCAAAGGACCGAAAAUGCUUUCCAACAGUGGCUUAAGAAAUCCGUAACGUUCAUUUCUACCGACUACAUUAUACCUUCCGAAAUGUGCGCAAUGGUUAACGUUAUCUUGGACGCUAAAAAUCAGUCCUUUAAGUUAUGUGCUGUCGACGGAAUUGAUGUUCAUCAGUACCAUACGAAGAUUGAUGACCAAAUUGAUAAAACACUUGCGGCAAUGACUCAAGGAAUGAUUGAUAAAUUAACAUCCGUAUUAGAAGCUACGUUGUCUAAAUUGUCGCGAUAUGACGAGGGAAGCCUUAUUGGUUCUAUUCUCAGUUUUACGAAUGUAUCUGGGACGGGACGGGAUAUGGGACAAGCUUAUGUAAAUUUUAUGCGUAACUGCAUGGACCAAAUUCGAGGAAAGAUCACAGACGAAUUGUGGAUCUUGAACUUUUUCGAGCAAUGGCACACUGCUCAGAUCAAUGUGCUUUGCAACUGGUUAUCUGAACGACUGGACCAUUCGUUACAUCCGUACCAAUGCACGUGCCUUGCAGUUAUUGUGAAAAAAAUUUACUCAGAUUUUGAACUUCAGGGUGUGAUGGAAGAUAAGUUGAAUUCAAAAGCUUAUCAGACAAUUGCCCAACGGAUGGCUACUGAGGAAGCUGCCUAUGCAUUAACAUUAGGUCAAGCCGAAAGGGAUGCAGAAGGAUUAGAGGAAGACGAUAGGACUAAAACAAAGGCAAACAUAAUGGAAAGUUUAAGCGAGGAUGGAAAUUAUGUAUCAAACAUAAGCAAUAUGGUAGCUGGAAGAGUUGGGAAUAUUUUUGGUAAAGGAAUUGGAGGAUUAAGCACCAAAUUUGGAGGAGGAUCGGGAAGUUGGUUUUAAAUGAAAUCAGCUUUAACAGUUAUGAUUGUAAUUUAAUAACGCAGAAAAAAAGAUCGAAUUGCUGUAAGAAGUUUGUGAUUCUGUAGAACAUUUUUAUCUCUUCUAUAGAUCUUGUUGACAACUUAAAGAAGUUUAUCCGCGGAUAAUAUGAUAUAUAAAAUAAAACAUUAUAAUUUAUAAGCAAUUCUACAGUAGAACUGAAUAACUGACACAUGUAAUAUACAAUUGUUAAUUUAAUAUAAAAGUAAUUAAUUAGUAGGCAUCACUAUUGAUUUGUAGGUUGUAUUUUUUAUAUUUUAUAUUCAUUUUGAUGGGCUAGAAUAAUUUUUGUUGCUCGCUAUAAAAAUUGUUACUCCGAACUCUUUGUAAAAAAUUAUUAUUGAUAAAAGGAUA
Messenger RNA from Agrilus planipennis (emerald ash borer), 5267 nucleotides. RefSeq names its product calcium-dependent secretion activator (gene Cadps). The transcript is spliced from 25 exons. Gene Ontology annotation, biological process: synaptic vesicle exocytosis; dense core granule exocytosis. The record is from RefSeq and is a predicted model, not a curated record. Lineage: Eukaryota; Metazoa; Arthropoda; Insecta; Coleoptera; Buprestidae. Bases 519 to 4874 code for a protein of 1451 amino acids.